CCGGCAUGCACCGCGAGCCGCUGCGCAUGCGGAGCAGGCGACAGACGCGAGCCGCCGCCGCUGAGGGUUUUGGAGGCGGUUGCCAUGGAGCCGGCCUGGCGUCAGCAGGGCCGGGGCCGAGGCCGGAGCCAGGAGGGUCCGGCUGAAAGGUCACGACCUCUACAGAAAGAGAAGGAGAGGCCGGGCGGCUCUGUAGCAGGAGGAGGAGGAGGAGGAGGAGUGUGGGUGGCAGGACGAGGAGGGAGGAUGAAGGCCGCCGCAGCCCCUGGACCUGAACCUCCACACGGUGUUUCGGUCCAGACCAAGUUCGAGGAGAUCAGGAAGUCCAACCAGGCUGCUGCUCAGCGAUUGGUGGAGAGCCGUAUCAGCUCCUCCUCCUCUGAUGAGGACGACGACGAUGAUGAUGAUGGAAAUGUUGACCACAAGGAUGGAAAGAGAGGGAAGAUCCUGGCGUCGACCUUCACCACCUACACUGACCAGACAGGUGGGGAUGCCACAGGUCUGGUCCGGACCGGUCAGUACGUCAGUGACCUGUUUCAGUCCGGAGCUCUCACCUGUCUGAUCUGCAUCGCCUCCGUGAAGAGGACGCAGCCGGUGUGGAGCUGCUCCAGCUGUUUCUCCCUCUUCCACAUGCCCUGUAUUCAGAAGUGGGCCAGAGACUCCGUCUUCCUCGUCUCCUCCGUCACUGACGAAGACUUCGGGCAGAAGCAGCACCCCUGGCCGUGUCCAAAGUGUCGGGCUGAGUAUCCUCCCAGCGCCACGCCCAACAGGUACACGUGUUACUGUGGGAAGCUGCAGGACCCUCCAGCUGAUCCCUGGUUGGUUCCUCACUCCUGCGGCUCCAUCUGUCAGAAGGAGCUCAAACCCACCUGUGGACACACCUGUCUACUGCUCUGUCACCCCGGUCCCUGUCCUCCUUGUCCAAAGAUGGUGUCGGUUUCCUGUAUGUGCCGCAAAGCUAAGCCCCUCCCCCGUCGCUGUAGCAACAAGGCCUGGACCUGUCAGCAGCAGUGUGGCAGGCUGCUGCCCUGCAAGCAGCACACCUGUUCACAGCCCUGUCACACAGAGUGUUCUCCCUGUCCCAGAGUCAGUGUUCAGAGGUGUGUGUGUGGCAGAGAGAAGACAGAGAGACCCUGUGCCAGCCCCCAGUGGAACUGUGAGCAGGUGUGUGGCUCCGCCCUCUCCUGUGGGAAUCACACCUGUGAGGUCGUGUGUCACGAUGGAGUUUGUCCUCCGUGUCCUCGCUCCGUCAGCAGAUCCUGUCCCUGCGGCAAGACCAAGUCGUCUCUGCCGUGCACAGAGGAAGUGUUGCUGUGCGGCGACACGUGUGAUCGCCGUCUAUCAUGUGGAAAACACACCUGUUCAAUGAGGUGUCACCGAGGGAGCUGUGAGACCUGCAGACAGGAGGUGGAGAAGGAGUGCAGGUGUGGGAAAUACAGGAAGUUGAUGCCGUGUCAUAAAGAAUACCUGUGUGACACCAAAUGUCCAAAGACCAGGAGCUGCCAGAAACACCAGUGCAGGAGGAAGUGUUGCCCUGGUAACUGCCCCCCCUGUGACCAGAGCUGUGGUCGAACUCUGGGCUGUCGAAACCACAAGUGUCCCUCCGUCUGUCACCAAGGUAGCUGUUAUCCCUGUCCAGAGUCGAUGGAGAUCAGAUGUACCUGUGGUUCUACGAGCCUGUCUGUCCCCUGUGGACGAGAGAGGAGCACCAAGCCACCUCGCUGCAAGGAGCCCUGCAGGUGUCCUCCGUCCUGCCACCACCCGACCAGAGAGCCUCACAGGUGCCACCCCGGGCCCUGCCCCCCCUGCAGACAGACCUGCCUGCUGCCGCUGCCCAGGUGCAGCCACACCUGUCCACAGUCCUGCCACGACCUGGUGCUGGUCAAGUCCCAGCAGGUUCAGUUAGCAGGUCCGUGGGAGCAGCCGUCUGAACCAGCGUUUGUGAAGAAGGCUCUUCCCUGUCCGCCAUGUCAAGUACCAAUACCAACCGCCUGUUUUGGAGAACAUGAGGUCAGUCCGGUGCCGUGUCAUCGUCGGGGUCGGUUCUCCUGUAAACGACCUUGUGGACGACCUUUGACCUGCGGAAACCACAACUGCAGCAGGGAGUGUCACCUGGUUACCGACGGCAACAAGUGUGAGGUGUGUGACGAGGGCUGCUCUAAGCCCCGCCCUCCUGGCUGUCCCCACUCCUGCCCCCGCCCCUGUCACCCCGGCAACUGCCCCUCCUGCAGCCAGAUGAUCCGCCAACGCUGCCACUGCAAGAUCAGUAUGCUCUACGUGGAGUGCACGAAGUUGACAUCAGCUGAUAAACAGACGAAGAAGGAGCUCGGCUCCUGCAACAACCAGUGUCCUAAAGAGCUGAACUGCGGUCAUCGCUGUAAGCAGGUGUGUCAUCCAGGCGUGUGUGAGGAGAAAUGUCAGCAGAAGGUGAAGCUGCGGUGUCCCUGCAAGAGGAUCAAGAAGGAGUUCCCGUGCUCACUGUCGGAUCAGUGUGUUCAGUGUGACGAAGCCUGCAAAGACCAGCAGAAGAAAGUCAGCCAGCUGAAGGAGGAGGAGCAGAGAGCAGCUCAGGAGGAGGAGAAGAAGAAACUUCAGGAGGAGCUGGAGGCGUUCGAGAAGCGUCAGCAGCGAGGAGGUCGCAGGAGUAAGAAGCGGGGGAGGAGGGAGGAGGUGGACGACGAGCGGGGGAGGGCGGGGAGGUGGUGGAAGAGAUGCGCCGCCUUUGUCCUCGUGCCGCUGGGGGGAGCGCUGCUGUCGGCCGCCGCCUACUACCUCCUGACCACGGCCUGAACCGACACGUGUCAACAGGAACAUGUGAGCGCACGGCUGCCUGUCUGUCCGCUCUGGUUCUAUGUUUCUGUUCACACCGCUGCCUCGACGUCACUUCUUCUUCUUUGUCUUAAUUCAGACUGUUUUACUCGCAGUAAUAUCAGUCGUCAUGUUGAACUGUUUCUUAGUUUUUAGUUUGUUCCUGUUGAAAGUUUCAUGAUGUUUGAGUUUGAUUUAAAAUAAAUUAUGUGACGUACCGAGUUUCAUACCGAUGCCAUAAAUGGAAACAAUUGGGGCUUCAACUGACGAUUAUUCUCAUAAUGAAUUAUUCUGUCAGGUAUUUUCUUGAAGAAUAGAUUUAAUUAUUUGGUCCAUAAAACUGCAGAAAACAAUGAAUCAUGUCAUCAAAUGAUACAAAACCUAAAGAUAUUUAAUUUACUGGAACUUUAAAACA
Seriola aureovittata is the source of this 3223-nucleotide messenger RNA. It is a transcript of the gene nfxl1, whose product is annotated as nuclear transcription factor, X-box binding-like 1. Gene Ontology annotation, biological process: regulation of DNA-templated transcription. The coding region runs from base 85 to 2790 and encodes 901 amino acids. Gene Ontology annotation, molecular function: zinc ion binding; RNA polymerase II transcription regulatory region sequence-specific DNA binding; DNA-binding transcription factor activity, RNA polymerase II-specific. Gene Ontology annotation, cellular component: nucleus. The record is from RefSeq and is a predicted model, not a curated record. Lineage: Eukaryota; Metazoa; Chordata; Actinopteri; Carangiformes; Carangidae. The transcript has 25 exons.